ACAUAACUCACGUUACACUCGAAUCAUACUAUACUUGUAGCAAGAUAAUUGCCUAUGUACUUAAUUUAACAGGAACUCUCCUUACCUUAGAGUUCUGCGGUCGGUUCUCGGGAAGAUAUUAUUGACAAGGUCCACCAAUAAGUCCCACGAGCCAAACCCCAGAACAAUGGCCAGUGAGGCUAAAGGGAGGACUUACCUCUCCUUGCUCCAAGCGUGUGAUAACUUCCCAUACGACAUUGUGCCCUCGGACACAUACUACCUGCUGUUACUACCCAAUGAUGAUCAACCACAUGGGUAUCUACUUCCAGAGAUCGUCCAAAAAAUGCCAUGGACGUCUCACUUCCAAGUCAAUCACAGCACGCCGCGGACCGUCUCAGUGCUAGAUUCCUCUAAUGGGAAAGACACAGCCAGCGCAGUCAAUGCGGCGUUCUCGGAGCUAAUCAAUAUCUGCAUCGAGCAGAACCUCUUCCACAUUUUAGAUGGCAAACACAGCGAACCGUUCGCCAUCGUGAGCGCAAAAUACCCCGUUCACAUGGAGCGCUUCGCUGCCGCGCUGUUUGGUAUUACUAGCCGGGGCGCAUAUAUCACGGCGUACACCAAAACCCCCGAGGGAGAGAUCAAACUCUGGAUCGGCCGUCGUGCGGCUCAUUUAUACACUAGUCCGGGAAUGCUAGACGGGACCGUAGCAGGUGGCAUCAAAGCAGGUUCCAGCCCCCUCGAAACUAUCAUCCACGAAGCCGACGAGGAAGCCUCCCUUCCGGAGAAACUAGUGCGUGAGCGUGUGCGCUCGGUCGGAGUCCUGACGUACAUAACCGCAACUGGCCCUGACUUUCCCGGUGAAAAGGGGCUUGUCAUUCCGGACAUCAUAUACGUCCACGACCUCGAGCUUCCCAGCGAUGUCGUUCCAAAGCCAAAUGAUGAUGAGGUCGAAACGUUCUACUCAAUGACUGUUGAGGAAGUGCAGAGGGGCCUGCUAAAUGGGGAGUUCAAACCUGAUUCGGCGGCUGUGCUUAUUAACUUCUUUAUUAGACAUGGUGUUAUUACUGCGGAUAAUGAGAAGGAUUUUGUUGAGUUGAGUAUGCGGUUACAUCGUAGACUGCCUUUUAGGACGCCUUGAUGCUGGGAUGAAGGUAUUAUGUGAUUUGUAAUGAUGGACUAGAGAGGUGGUUGAGGGAGGUUAAAAAUAGAAUGAGAUGGUCAUCACGAUCAGCUCUGGGGUAACUUAGGGGGUUUUUAUGGGUAAAUAAGGCGCCUAUGCGGAAGAUGGGCUGGCAUUAGAGGGUUGUAUUACUUAAGGAGGCCACUGCUGCUUCAUAGCUGUUAAUACUUAAACGUGAGGGGGUCUACCCGAGCUCUAGAGGUAUUAAUGAGAGAAAAAUAUACGAUUCAAAGGAGUAAUAUCAAGCAUAUCAAUGUAGUAACCUUAGGAUGGACUGCUAAGCACGAAAUGG
Molecule: messenger RNA, 1451 nt
Organism: Daldinia loculata
Lineage: Eukaryota; Fungi; Ascomycota; Sordariomycetes; Xylariales; Hypoxylaceae
Product: NUDIX hydrolase domain-like protein
Exons: 2
Coding region: 167-1117 (316 amino acids)
Source: RefSeq, a predicted model, not a curated record